Messenger RNA from Xenopus laevis (African clawed frog), 791 nucleotides. It is a transcript of the gene mrps24.S, whose product is annotated as mitochondrial ribosomal protein S24 S homeolog. The coding region runs from base 22 to 534 and encodes 170 amino acids. The transcript has 4 exons. NCBI's taxonomy places the organism in Eukaryota, Metazoa, Chordata, Amphibia, Anura, Pipidae. Gene Ontology annotation, cellular component: mitochondrion. The record is from RefSeq and is marked provisional. Gene Ontology annotation, biological process: translation.
ACUCUAUGGUAUCUUCCGAAGAUGGCGGCGCCCGUGAUGUCCGCAUUGGGGAGGUUGCAGGGUUUAAUAAGAACAGAACGCUCACUGCUGACGCAUGUUCAGAGUCGCUGCAUUCAGACCACAUCUGUCUGCCUAAAGAACCGAGCUGCCCGAGUGCGAGUGGGUAAAGGUGACAAGCCUGUGACUUAUGAAGCGGCUCAUCCUCCACAUUACAUUGCACAUAGAAAAGGCUGGUUGUCUCAGCACACAGGUAACUUGGAUGGAGAGGGUGGAGCAGCAGAGCGCACCAUAGAAGACGUCUUCAUCCGCAGGUUUAUAUUUGGCACAUUCCAUGGCUGCCUGGCUAACGAGAUUGUGAUCAAGCGUCGCGCCAAUCUCCUGAUCAUCUGCGCUAUCUUUAUACGCAAGAUGCCCACACAGAAGUUCUACUUCCUGAUUGGCUACACAGAAACUCUUCUCUCCUUUUUGUACAAAUGCCCUGUUAAAUUGGAGGUGCAGACGGUGGAGGAAAAAGUCAUCUAUAAAUACCUGUAGUCGCAAGGCAAAGAAUAAGGUGGCGGCACCGUUUCCCUGGCAUCUUGUCUGCUGAAUACAGAAUGACUUUUCUUAUGUACAGUGAAGCAUCCUCAUUGUUGCAACAUUUGCUUGGUGUUAGAAUUGUACAUUGUGUUAGAGCAGGAACAGGAAGCUUUGCUUUUGUACCUCCAACCAACGUCCAGAAGCUGCACAAUGUGUUAAAGUAGCAUAUCAUGAAUAUUCAGUGCUUAAUUAAAAACAUCUCUGCUUACAAA